CCGGCAGUCAUAAACCUGCGCUUCUUCCAAACAACGAUGCCGAGACUCAUCUGUUUGGUCGCGGUAGCGCUGAUCGCCGCUCACGGUGCCGCCGCCAAGUUCAAAGUCAUCCGCGAGUGGCGCUACAUCAACUUUACGUGGCCCGCCUCCGAUACUUACGAAACCGCAGUGCGUCGCGGCGCCUACGUCCCGGAGAACGUCGUCGUGGCCGGAAUAAAGUACCACGACGGUUUCUACUAUCUGACAUUGCCGCGUAUGAAAGAAGGGGUGCCGGCAACCCUGGCGCGCGUCCCCGCCUCUGCCCCCGAUACCGCGCCUCUGCUCACCCCUUACCCAUCGUGGGAGAUGAACGCGAUCGGGGACUGUGACGCGUUGCAAAACGUGCAAAACGUCGAAAUCGACCCUAACAAAGGUCAGAUUUGGAUCAUAGACGGGGGCAGGACGGAGACGAUGGGACUAAGGCCCGUGGUCAAGUGUAAACCGAAGUUGGUGGUGUACGACGUCGCGAAAAACGACGCCGUGUUGACGUACAGUUUUCCGGAACACGUCGCCAGCGUGAACGGGAGUUUUUUGUACGACAUCGUCGUAGAUAACACCGGUGACGGUUACGCCUACGUCACGGACAACAGCGGGCGGGAUCCUGGUAUAAUCGUGUUCUCGGUCAGAGACCAUCACUCGUGGAAGAUUCGCCACGCUCAAUCGAUGAAGGCGGACCCCAGAGCAGUAUACUUUGCCGUCAACGGGGUCGCCGUCUCGGCCGCCAUCAAUGUCGCGAGCAUCGCUCUAGGUCUUCGGGACUACCCAGGCGUUGAGUCGAGGCCUGUCUUUUACGCCCCCCUAUCAUCUCUACACCUCUACUCGAUCAACAGCUCUGCUUUGAGGAACGAAGGCUUCGCCGACGGAGAUUUUCAAGGUCAGGUCACCGACUACGGCCUGAAGGAGUCCCAGUCCGUCGGGAUGACCAUGGAUAACCGUGGAGUGCUAUAUUACAGUUUGUUGGGUAGCAAUAGCAUAGCUAGGUGGAAUUUCAGCACGCCGUUCGUCACCGGGCAGAAGAUCAUCGCCAAGGACGAGCGGUACCUAGAGUGGACCAACUCGUUGACGUUCGACGACGCCGGAAACCUAACCCUGCUGGUCAACAGGCUCCAGAGGUUCAUCUACGGCAGACUGGACCUGAGGGAACCCAAUUUCCGACUGAUUUCUGCCAACGUCGGUGCCAAAGGGUACCUGUACGACGAUCAACUCUACAACGUCGCUACCAGUACGACCACGAGCACUACGCCGGAACCCCAGGAUACGACAGACCAUUCUGAAGAAGAUCCCGUAGCGUUACCCCCAGGUAGCGAUCAAGACCCGUACAUGGCGCCCCAACCUGUCCCGGAGGAGCCUCAACCGGAACCGACGACCUCGCCAGAGACGGAACCCACCGCCGAACCGGAACCUUCUCCUACGGAAGCGGUGGAGGUCACGGGGUCUCCUAAGGCGCAGGUGUCUGCAGGUGUGCGGGCGACAGUGGGCCCGUGGUUUUUGGUGGCGGCUGUGGUUCUGGGGGCGGCGUGACUCGUGCGAUGACGUACGGGGCGGAGCAGUAUGUAAAUAAUAUCGAAAACGGAAGGGCGGUUUCGUCGUAGACGCGUGACGAUCCAGGUCCGCUCUCCGAUGUAUAUUGUGUGAUAAAUAUAUGGUUGUUUUAUGUCGA
This is a messenger RNA of Cylas formicarius (sweet potato weevil), 1699 nucleotides long. RefSeq names its product protein yellow-like (gene Y-1). Gene Ontology annotation, cellular component: extracellular region. The transcript has 2 exons. NCBI's taxonomy places the organism in Eukaryota, Metazoa, Arthropoda, Insecta, Coleoptera, Brentidae. The coding region runs from base 37 to 1560 and encodes 507 amino acids. The record is from RefSeq and is a predicted model, not a curated record.